CUUACUAUUUGACUAUUUGAGUAGCACUACUCUAUCUGUCUUGACAUCGGUCCCUGAUCUUAUGUGUUGCUCAUUUUAAUGAUCGUAAAGUGGCUUGGAACCAAUAGUACAUUGUACAGUCCUUCGAUCCUUUAAUUAUUACAUUGCAACACGGGCAAGCAUAAAUUUGAACAGACCUACUACAACGCAUAGAAUUAAGGCAAAAGUGUGGUCAAGUGGCCAAGGGGACAAACGAAGCAAGCUAGACCAGGCACGAUAAGCCAAUGAUGCGCCUAAUGCUGCGUAACCGCAAACUGCUACUAACGGCCGCGGCUGUCCUAUCCGUGGUGAUCCUUUGCUGGAAUUGGACAAACUUCGGGAUGUCCUGCUGGGGCGACAAACGAGACGACGGGAAGCUGGGCUACAUGGUGCGCGAUGACGAGGUGGGCUCUGACAAUGGCUACCGGUACCAUCGGAACAUGCCCCUGAUCUUUAUUGGAGGUGUGCCACGAUCCGGUACCACGCUGAUGCGCGCGAUGCUUGAUGCUCAUCCAGAAGUGCGCUGCGGACAGGAAACGCGCGUCAUUCCGCGUAUUCUCCAACUUCGGUCGCACUGGAUGAAAUCGGAGAAGGAGUCGGUCCGGCUGGUCGAGGCUGGCAUCACCAAGGAAGUGCUGAACGGUGCCAUCGCGCAGUUCUGUCUCGAGAUCAUCGCUAAGCACGGCGAUCCGGCGCCUCGCCUGUGCAACAAGGAUCCGCUGACGCUCAAGAUGGGUUCGUAUGUGAUAGAGCUGUUUCCGGAGGCUAAGUUUUUGUUCAUGGUGCGCGAUGGGCGUGCUACCGUGCACUCGAUUAUCUCGCGCAAGGUCACGAUCACCGGCUUCGAUCUGACCAGCUAUCGGCAGUGUCUGACCAAGUGGAACCAAGCCAUCCAGACCAUGCAUGAACAGUGCAAGGAGAUCGGCAGCGAACGCUGCAUGAUGGUGUACUACGAACAACUGGUGUUGCACCCGGAGGUGUGGAUGCGAAAGAUUCUACACUUUCUCGACAUCCCCUGGAACGACUCAGUGCUUCACCACGAGGAGUUUAUCAACAAGGAGAAUGGGGUCGCACUGUCGAAGGUGGAACGUUCUUCGGAUCAAGUGAUCAAACCGGUCAAUUUAGAAGCACUCUCCAAGUGGGUUGGCAAAAUACCGAACGACGUGGUACGUGAGAUGGCCGACGUGGCCCCGAUGCUUUCGGUGCUCGGCUACGACCCGUAUGCCAACCCACCCGACUACGGCAUACCGGACACGUACGUGCAAGACAACACCUACAAGGUACGAUCGAAUUCGCAACUGUGGGAACAUCGAGUGAAGGAGUUACUAGAUCGGGAUGCGCACGGUGUAAACGCUGAGCACGAGCACCCACACAGACUGAAUGGUGCCGAUGAAGACGACUACGGCGACGGCAGCAAGGAUCGCAAAACGUGAUGGGGAUUGGACGAAGAGCGGUUGUAAUUUGUAGGAGAGGCACCUUACUUUCUCUAGCGACUGCAUAGCAGCAUCCCAAAGAAAUGAAGGUAAAAUGGAACCUUUUUUACCACGGAAUAAAGCUGCGAAGAAACGAACAAUGUAGAAACGGCUUCGUUUCUGCGCGUGCCCAGCAACUCCAUCGCUAGCAGCAAUAUCCUGUUUUCUUGUUUUUUUUUAUUAGUUUUGUUUGCAAAUUUUGUACGAAAAAGAUAAAAAAACAAAAACCACUGAUCGCAAAACCAAGAAGUUAGUGUAGUAGUAAGACAAAGUGAAGCAAACUGAACGAUCGAACGCGGAAACACUAAUAACUUAAAGCGAAAAACCCGGGAUAGUGACUGAGAUAAUGGAAAACCCGCCGCGUUUGUUCAAUGUUGUUGUUUACAUCAUCCGUCUGGUGGUUAGUUCAAAUGUUAUGUCUAAUAUUUAUAUUUAAAAACACACACACACUAGCAAAUCGUAAACGGUAGUAUAAAAGCACACUAGUAUGCUUUCUUCAGUUUUAUUUUUAAAAUUUUACCUAGCAAGAUUUUUGCAACCACAAAAGUCUUAUUAAAAGCAACCUUCCUUAGUAGCGGAAAGAAGAAGGAAACGAAACACGGAGAAAUUUUGUUUCAUCUUCUUUCCCUCGAUUUUCAUCUCUAGUUGACCUGGGGGUGAAUAACUGUUUGUAUUGUAUAGCUUACCAUUGCUAAAGAAACCCUUUGAGUCAAUCGCCACAGUAGAAUGUGAGUGAUGUCCCACAUACAUGUGCAGAUAGUGCAACCGAUAGGCAAAUAUAUGUGUUAAAAAGACUGCAAACUAGGAAAUUGGGACAACCGGUUAGACAACCGGCAAUCAAUUAAAAAUCUAAGCGCCAACCCAAGAAAUAAAAAACGCAAUAUUGAAUCGUACAACGCGAAACAAUGAACAAUACACAUUACAACGCACAUCGUUAGUCAUGUAGUCAUAUACAGUUAGGAAAUUUAUAUUGCAAUCGAGCGCCUCUUUAUAUGGACUAUAACCAGGCAAUAACAAAAGCAAAAAAAAGAAGACCUGGUGGCGUAUAUGAGUUUGUCGGUACGUUGGAAAUGAGAUCCACGGUUAGCAACCCACCCUAACUGAUCGAAUGCGCUUAUAAACAAACGCAAAGGCAAAUAGACAUAAGUACCAAUUGCAAACGGCAUACGUUUCGUGAACCACACGCAAUGAAACAAUCACUAGCAGGCAGAAUAUAAUAUGAUCUGGUAUGGAAUAUUACGGUUAGAGCAAUGUUCAUCCGAAUGGCAGGAACAUUGGAGUUUAGUGAACCGAAAUUUUUUUGAACACAAAUCUCAAUCUAGAUCACAGAAAUCUUUGAUUUCUGGUUUUACUUUGAACGUUUGCUCCUCGCAAGACGCAAGAAACGGAAGCGUUGUACAGUACGGUACCAGUGUAGUGAUAAUUUUAAAAUGUUCACUUGAAUUCAAUAAAUCGAUAGCAACAAAGCAAAGCACACAAACGAAACUAAUGCCAAAACUACAGACAAAUUUAGUAGUGCGGUAUUCGGGUUUUUGCUACGAUCCGCUUCAUGGGAGGAAUUCACGAAAACGCAUUAGAAAGCAGAUGCGAGCAGAAGAAAUUCGUUUAGAAUAUUUAGUUCGGAGUUUUGUUGAGUUUACAUUUUUAUUGAAACAUUCCAGAGUUUUCUAUGCCGCGAGCGUGAACUGCACAACGAAACUAUCGUCGACCAAUUGACAGACUACUCCGACGUUACUAUACUUUAUAUCAACCUUAGGGAGAGUAUUGAAAAUUAAACAUCAGGAAUUGUUAUCUUGAGAAACACAAUUACCAAUGCCGCCAUUAUUGAAACGAUUCGUUUUUUAGUAAACCUGAUCAACAUCCGAGCUUGGAAGCACUUCACUAGGAGUCUAUUAUGUAUUGGCCGCACAGUGACAAUACGCAAUGGGUUUCGCCGUUUACUACGAGUUGUGUUCAUUUUUUAGCCUUUCUAAUUCAGAAAAAAGACCAGCGCAGCCAGAAUAAUGAAGGGGUUUGGUGAACAUUUAUAUCCACUGACCCCUCAGUAAAAAUUUCAUGCUCCUGUGUACAACACGCUCCUUGUGGGCAUUGACUAAUGAAGAUGAAAAUUUUGCUCGUGCCGAAAAAAUGUUGGACAAAAAAUUGAACCAAGAGUGAAUGUUGUUAAAACUUCGAAAGCCCGUGUCGGAACUAUGAAACGGAAAAGUUAUGAAACUUUGAGCAGGGUUUACGGGGAAGAUUGCCUACCCCGUGCCACAAUUGUUUAGUGGUACAAACGUUUUAAGGACGUUACGUUGGGACGACGUUGAAGAUGAUAAGCGCCCCGGGUGGCCUGUGACUUCAAAAAGUGGCUUGACUACUCCAAAAAGAGACGGAAAUAAUAAAAAAAAAUCAUUGUUCAAGUAUUAGGGCCAUUGUUGGGUUUAAGUAUUAGCAUGUGGGCUUUAAUAAAGAAACAAUGAGACAAAAAGUUACCAGUGAUGUGGAAAAAGAACUACUGGGUUCUCUAUCAAGACAACGCACCGGCUCACAACACCCACUAUGUCAACGGCAGCUUCGGUCAAAAACCCGAUCCCGUUAUGGAAUACCCGUCUUAUCCACCAGACUUAGCAUUCUGCGACAGUUCCUCCGUGUAACGCACCCGCCAGGAGUCAUUACAGGGCACAAAACAAGACUCGGCGCAACUUGGUGAAUAGUGGCGCCGAGUAGUUUCGUUUCGUCCGUUGAAAGAUGACCUGUAGCGUUACAUCGUGGAACAUUUACACGGAGCGGUGUAGAGCUGCGAAAGGAGAGGUACACUGAAGGAGGAAAUUUAAAAAAAAAACUCGAAAUAAAAAUGUUUCAGUAACAGUCUGGGAAAAUUAAUUGCCAGACAUCGUAUAUGUUCUAUUGAACUUUUUUGAACUGCUGUAAAAAACCCUUUUUUCUGUAAAACUGGUAGUUCUUAGAGAGCUAAUACAUUGUCAUUGUCAAAAUAUAUGUAGGUUUGGCGAAAAUGUUUCGGUCCGAAUUAUAUGAUGAAUAUGAAGGUAAAAUGAAGAGUCUCACAACGUU
This is a messenger RNA of Anopheles cruzii, 4544 nucleotides long. It is a transcript of the gene Tpst, whose product is annotated as protein-tyrosine sulfotransferase. Gene Ontology annotation, cellular component: Golgi apparatus. The record is from RefSeq and is a predicted model, not a curated record. The transcript has 5 exons. NCBI's taxonomy places the organism in Eukaryota, Metazoa, Arthropoda, Insecta, Diptera, Culicidae. Gene Ontology annotation, molecular function: protein-tyrosine sulfotransferase activity. Gene Ontology annotation, biological process: peptidyl-tyrosine sulfation. Bases 264 to 1451 code for a protein of 395 amino acids.